This is a messenger RNA of Arabis nemorensis, 1194 nucleotides long. The record is from the annotation of a GenBank genome assembly. NCBI's taxonomy places the organism in Eukaryota, Viridiplantae, Streptophyta, Magnoliopsida, Brassicales, Brassicaceae.
AUGUCAUUGUUCCCGAUCUUUGAUUAUUCCAACAUUGACAAGCCUGAUGAAUUUAUAGAGCACUAUACGGCAAACAUAGCUAAUACUCCAAUGGACAUGUCCAAACCUUUAUGGGAAUUCCUUGUACUGAAUAUAAAGACAUCAAAUGCAGAAUCUUUAGGUAUUGGGAAACUCCAUCAUUCACUAGGUGAUGGAAUGUCUCUUAUGUCUCUUCUACUUGCUAGUUCACGAAAUAUAUCAGACCCCAACGCUGUUCUUACUACACCGACUACAAAAAAAUAUGUUGAUCCCAAUGAUAAGGGUUGGUGGUUGGUUAACAGAUUUUGGUUUUUGAUCAAAGUCAUUUUAAUAACUGUUAUUGAAAUGUUCAAGUCUCUCCUUACACUGUGUUUAAUGAGGGAUACUAAAACUCCUCUUAUGGGUAAAUCCGGAGAUGAAAUUCGAUCUAGAAAAAUUAUCCAUCGGAUAAAAAGCUUUGAUGAUGUCAAGUUGGUGAAGAACACAAUGGAAAUGAAAGUGAACGAUGUACUUCUUGGAAUGACACAAGCAGGUCUCUCAAGAUACUUGAGUAGAAAAUAUGGUGAUGAAGUUACAGUGGUUGAGAAAAAACAAAUCUUAGAAAAAAUCCGUCUACGUGGUACAAUGGCUGUGAAUCUAAGACCAAAUACAAAUAUCGAGGAUCUCGCUAAUAUGAUGGCAAAAGGUUCAACGUGCAGAUGGGGAAAUUUCUUAGGUAUUCUUAUAUUUCCUUUAUGGAUAAGAUCUCAGGAUGAUCCAUUGGAAUAUGUACGAAGAGCCAAAGCUACUAUGGAUAAGAAAAAAUUAUCACUGGAAUCACUUAUAUUCUAUGGGAUCAUCAAAUUUACCAUGAAAAUAUAUGGAGAAAAGGCCGUAGAAUCUAUUGCUAAGAGGAUAUUUGGUCACACAACAUUGACGUUUUCAAAUGUUUUGGGUCCUAACGAAGAAAUUAGUUUUUUUGACCAUCCUAUGUCUUACGUUGGAGCAAGUGCUUUGGUUGGACCACAAGCUCUUAUUAUCCAUUUUGUAAGCUACGUAAACAAGAUUAUCAUCAACCUAGCAGUUGAUACAACAGUGAUUCCAGAUCCUCAUGCACUAUGUGAUGAUUUAGUCGAAUCGCUUGAUCUCAUAAAACUUGCUAUCUUGAAGAAAGGACUUCCACAAAUGGAGGUGUGA